Uranotaenia lowii is the source of this 2028-nucleotide messenger RNA. RefSeq lists its product as uncharacterized. NCBI's taxonomy places the organism in Eukaryota, Metazoa, Arthropoda, Insecta, Diptera, Culicidae. The transcript has 4 exons. The record is from RefSeq and is a predicted model, not a curated record. Bases 1 to 2028 code for a protein of 675 amino acids.
AUGGCAACAACUCAAGAAGUUUUCCAGACUAUCAUGCGGCAGAAUCAGCAGAUGGCGGAGCAAAACGCUAGGCUCAUGCAGAUAAUGGAGCGAAUCGGCAUUCAAGAAGGUUCCAGUUCUCCCAAGUCCAGCAGCCCGGAAUUCAUAAUUGAAUCCCUGGCCUCCAACAUCCGGGAGUUCAUCUACGAUCCGGAAAACGGUCUUGUCCUCAACCGUUGGUACCGGAAGUAUGAAGAUUUAUUCUUACGAGACGGCGCUAAAUUGGACGAUGCAGUCAAAGUUCGCUUUUUCCUUCGAAGCCUCAGCGUGAACGUCCAUGAGAAGCACGUCAAUUUCGUCUUUCCAAAGCACCCCCGUGAGUUUUUCUUCGAAGAAACGGUCACCAAACUCACGGAACUCUUCAGUACUCGGAUUUCGCUCUUGAGCAAACGCUACAAGUGCUUUCAACUGCGGAAAAACGAUGCUGACGAUUUGGUGAGCUACGCUGCCUGGGAUAAUGCAGACAUACGAACGAGGCUACUGUCUAAAUUGGAAGCAACUGGUCCGGAAGACGAACGCAGUCUCGAAAUUCUGAUCAAGGAUGCUCAACGACUGCAAAAUUUGAAGCUCGACACGGUGAUAGUUGAACAACAUCAACAGCGAUACAAAGCUAAGUUUCCUGAGGUUUUCAAAUCCACCCUGGGUCACUGUACGAAGACGAAGGUUCGAUUGUACCUCAAGGCCAACGCUCAACCUGUUUUCAAGCCAAAACGUCCAGUGCCAUUCACCUUCGUUGAGAAAAUCGAUUUGGAACUGGAACGCUUGCAGAAACUCAACAUCAUCACGCCUGUGGAAUUUUCCCAGUGGGCGGCUUCAAUUGUGGCUGUCAAGAAACCAGGAGGACGAAUCCAAAUUUGUGCCGACUACUCCACCGCUUUGAACGCUGCAUUGGAACCGAACAACUAUCCACUUCCGGUUCCCGAUGACAUCUUCAGCAAACUCAACGGAUGUAAAUUUUUCAGUAUCAUCGAUCUCAACGACGCAUAUUUGCAAGUUGAGGUUGACGACGAUUCGAAGCAGCUUUUGACCAUCAACACGCAUCGUGGAUUGUUCCGUUUCAACCGGCUCGCACCUGGGGUCAAGUCAGCUCCGGGAGCCUGUCAGCAGCUGAUGAACACCAUGAUCACCGGUCUGAAAGGUGUCGAUUCUUUCUUGAACGAUAUUCUGCUUUACAGCCUAACCGAAGAGGAACAUCGAAGAAUUCUGGAUAGAUUGUUUAUGCGAUUGCAGAACGACGGGUUCGACCUUAGGGAGGAAAAAUGCAAUCUCAUGCAGCGACAAAUUCGAUACCUUGGGCACAUUGUCUACGUCUCAGGUCUUCGUCCCGAUCCAUCCAAAGUAGAAGCUAUUGUCAAUAUGCCAGCACAAACCGAUUUUGGCUACGCAGACGUCCUUUCCCGCCUAAUCGAUAAGCACUUAAAUCCAGACGAAGAGUUUGUCAUUGCAUCGGUCCAGCUGGAAGAAGAUGUGGAGAUUCCGCUUCAAGAAGCCAUCAGUUCGGUUCCCAUCACAUUCAAAAUGGUAACCAACGCAACACUCAAGUGCCCCGUUCUUCAGCAAGUCAGUAAAUUCAUCGAAAACGGUUGGCCAUCAAACAUCUCCGAAAUUGUCAACCCAGCAGUGAAGCCAUUUUUCCCCCAUCGUGAUGCUCUCGCAAUCAUCAAGAACUGCAUCAUGAUGUCGAACCGGUUAGUCAUCCCAGAAUUCUACCAGCAACGAAUUUUGAAACAACUUCAUCGAGGUCAUCCGGGAAUGGAGCGGAUGAAAGUCCUAGCCCGAAGUCACUUUUGGUGGCCGAAAAUCGACGACGAUAUCUCAACGUUUGUGAGGAAAUCUGAAAUGUGUGCUGUUCAUGCCAAAUCCCCACCGAAAACUCCUCCUCAACCGUGGCCAGCAACACAUUUUCCUUGGGAACGCAUCCACAUCAAAUUUGCCGGUCCGUUCAAAGGUCUCAACUUUCUGGUUGUGGUGGAUGCCCAUUCAAGAUGA